Molecule: messenger RNA, 641 nt
Organism: Salarias fasciatus (jewelled blenny)
Lineage: Eukaryota; Metazoa; Chordata; Actinopteri; Blenniiformes; Blenniidae
Gene: mrpl55
Product: mitochondrial ribosomal protein L55
Exons: 3
Coding region: 128-499 (123 amino acids)
Biological process (GO): translation
Cellular component (GO): mitochondrial large ribosomal subunit
Molecular function (GO): structural constituent of ribosome
Source: RefSeq, a predicted model, not a curated record
CAAGCCCUCCGUUUCUAGUCGGCGGACUCAUCCCACCUUGGAGAAGAAACGUGAAGGAUUUUUAGCGAUUUAUCGUGGGUUGUGCGUUGUUUUCGGUUCGCAUUGCGUCCCGGAUUUAAUAGUUGUCAUGUCUUUGACGGCGGCGUGCGCUGGAUCCGUCAGAUUAUCCAGCCGCCUCUGCGUCCUCAUCCCGGCGCGGUCCAACUCGAACCGCUCGUCUCUGGCCUGCUGCGGACGCCCCCGGUUCGAGCGUCUGUACCGGGCCCUCCUGGUCCGCCCGGACGGCUCCACGGUCCACGUCCGGCAUCCAGAACCCCGGAGGAUCCUGACGAUCCCGGUGGACCCGGCGUCGCUGUCGGACGAGGAGCGCCGCGCCAGGCAGAAGAAGAAGAGGGACGGCACGAGAGCGAGGGCGGAGGCGGAGGCGUCCCGCGGCGGCUACGACGACGACGACGACUUCCGGGCGGACGCGUACCAAAACAUGUGGAGGAAGAAAUGAGCUGCAGCUGCCGCUGUUUCAAUAAAAAUCUGGAAAAAACAAAACAAAAAACACUUUUCUGCUUUUGUCUAUUUUAAAUUUCCAAACAUUUGAAGUCUGUUUUUGUUUGCUCAUUGACUAUUUCUUUUUUCGUGCUUUUUUU